This is a messenger RNA of Lingula anatina, 1015 nucleotides long. RefSeq lists its product as uncharacterized. The record is from RefSeq and is a predicted model, not a curated record. NCBI's taxonomy places the organism in Eukaryota, Metazoa, Brachiopoda, Lingulata, Lingulida, Lingulidae. Gene Ontology annotation, molecular function: nucleic acid binding.
CAGCAUGCGGCAGCCAUCUUCACAGAGAAGAGAACAAAGAGAAAGAGCUGCAGAGUCCAGUGUCGUGGACAACUUUUAACAUCAGUUUUACCAUCAGGGCCAUGUCUGAGGCCGAAGAAACACCACAAGAGAAGCCCGCUGCGACCGAGAAAAGGGUCAUCGCAACUAAGGUCGCUGGCACUGUGAAAUGGUUCAAUGUAAAGAGCGGGUAUGGCUUCAUUAAUAGAGAUGACACCAAAGAAGACGUGUUUGUCCAUCAAACUGCCGUCAUCAAGAAUAAUCCAAAGAAAUACCUUCGCAGCCUGGGGGAUGGUGAGAAAGUGGAGUUUGACGUGGUAGAAGGAGAGAAAGGCAAUGAGGCUGCCCAAGUCACUGGACCGGAGGGAGCAGCUGUGCAGGGUAGCAAGUAUGCUGCUGACCGCCGUCGGUACAGGGGAUACUAUAGAGGUCGAGGAGGACGCGGGCGUAGGCGCAUGCAGGAGGAAGGAGAAGAAGGUGAAGAAGGCCAGGGAGAGGAAGGAGAGGGGGAAGAGCAUCGCCCGCCCAGGCGCCGUCCCUUCCAUCGCCGUGGACGCGGCAGAGGACGUGGUCGUGGCUACGGUUACCGUGGAGGACGCAGAGGACCACCUAAGGGUGAGGGAGAAGAAGGACAGGAGCAUGAAGAUGAUGGCCAUGUUGAAGGAGAAGAGGGUGAAGAGGGGCAACAACCAAGGCGUAGAUACUAUCGCCGCUACUAUGGAGACCGAGGCUACUAUAGGGGGCGAGGUCGUGGGAGAGGACGGGGACGUGGAAGAGGACGUGGCCGUGGUGGACAGAACCAGGGUGACCGAGAUCAGGGUGAUGAUCAGGGUGGCCAUGCUGAGAAUGGGGAUGGAGGACAGGAGAUCCUCAAGGAACCAUCUCACCAGGAUGGGGAGACCACUGUGUAGACAGUCCUCACCAGGCAGAGCCACCCCUCAAAGCAGCAAUAAAAGAUGGCAUUGAACAGAGCUGCUGUAGUGGAAACAUCGUAGUA